CCAACUUGGUUUAUCCAUCCCUGAUUUUUCUUCCAUUUCAUAUCCCCCCAUUUCUCCUCUUAAUCUCACUCUUUUCUUCCAAUUAAAAUACCCAAAAGAACUCCCUCAUCAACUCCAUAUAUUUCCAGUCCAUUCCCCCACAAAAACACCCUUCUUCCUGCCCAGAAUUCUGCCAAAUAAUCGAUUAUCAUUCCCCACAAUCGAUUAUCAAUCCCAUUGGAAACACCUGCAGGGCUCAAUAAUCGAUUAUCCCUUUAAGAUAAUCGACUAUCAGCUUCCCCAGAAAUUCUGCAGCUUUCAGUAAUCGAUUGUGACUUUGUGUAAAUCGAUUAUCUCCUGCUCCAGAACCCUGAACUAAAGUUGAAUCAUUCCUUGAUUCCUCAUCAAAAUAGCCACUCGUUUAGACCCCCGGUUCGGGUAUAACAUUUGGUAUCAAAGCUCAGCUUCGAGGCUUUCUUAAGUCUCGACGAUAACCUUGAGGACCGGCUUCGCUGCCCAAAAGAACGUUGCUGAAAUUUCUUCCCCAGAAACUUUCAGUUCCAUGGCGUUGAGCACGGAGGAUGCUACACGACGUUUUUGAAGGUGAAACUUUCCAGUUCAGUAGUUUAACCUUUUAUCUACAUCUGGCCGCUGAUUUCACUCAAUUCCGAAUUACGGUUUGAGAGAUACGCCCUCCCGAAGUUGAUAACACAGUCUUGGCCGGAUUCUGUCUACCUUGCUGAGUUUGUCUCCAAAGAGAGAACAAAUGAAGACCUGUUAUUGGAACACUUGACCAACUCUCCACCCUCAGAGUUUGAAGCUGAUGAUGAGGACACUGCAGUCUACAAACCAAUCCUCUCAAAGCCAACUGAAGAUUAGACUGUCCUCACCACCGAAGCACAGGCUGACAUGGAAGCCACAGCAGAGGAUUUCCAAUUUUUUUUGGAAACCUCCCCUGCUUUUGAAACUGUUCUGCCUGAAGCUGUCCAGGAAAAUGCAGCCUCUCCCCUGCAAGAACAGAAUCAGGAAACUUCAGAAGAAGAACUUCAGCAAUUCCUCCAAUCUGAAGUUCAAGAGAUCCUCACAACCCCUUGUGAGAUCUCCAAACCAACUGAACCUGAAAUUCCGGAGAAGUCAACAGAGAAUCUGGAAAAGUCACCUUUUCCAGAAACUACAGAGGAAGAAGCUCAUGAAGAACAAGCAGUUGAAGUCCAAAGAAGCUUUGAAGAAGCUGAAGAAGGAGCUCAAAUAGCUAGGCUGGAGGCCCCUGAACCUCUAGUAGCUAUCUCUGAGCAACAAGUUGAAGAUGAAGUCAGAGAUUCCCUCUUUAGGGAAAUCUCAAAUUAUGGAAAUGAAGAAACAGGCUCUUCAGCAACCACACUUCCGGAUGAGAUACCGGAAACCUGGAUAAGGAAGGUCCAAGGGUUAAUUGAAUCAGCCCUAAAGUCUCAGCAUGCCUCUUUUAGGCAAGAGAUAGAACAGAUGGAAACAAGGCACAACCAAAUGAUGGAAAAAUCUGAAGAAAAGUAUUGCUCAAAUCUCAACGAGAUAAGCAAAUUUGUAGACAAAACUCUAGCGAUCAUUUCUCUAUUGAGUAAGUCUGUGAGCAAUACAAUGAUGGCUUUUGCAUCUGACUGCCACCUUCAAUUCAAAGAAGCCACUGCAAUCAAGCAGCAGAUUGCCACAAUCACAGUCAACCUUCAGAACAAUCCGAAGAACUCAAUCCAGCAUCCAUCAAACACUGAGUUUGAUGGAAUAGAAGAUGUAGGAACCAUUGCCUCCCACUUCACAAAUGAUGCCCAGACAGAAGAGAGAUAUAACAACCUCAAGCGCAUCCAGGAAGAGUGUGGAGUUAUGCAAGGCAUUGGUGAAGUUGCCGGAUCAUCCAAGCGCAAGAAGAAGUGAAGGCUCCAUCAAAAUAGGGGGAAGUAUUGAAAUUAUUAUUUAUGUUUUGAUGAAAACACCAUUUUGUUUAAACAUGAGUUCUUGGUUUAAACAUUGCUUAAUACAUCUCUUAAUUAUGCUUGAACAUAUUUCUUUAAAGUAUGAUUUUUGAGAUUUAUUAUUGAGCGCAUACAUUCAGGGGGGAUGUAAUUCAGGAGGAACUUAACUGUGUUUGGCUAAUAUUUGUCUUUUGGCAAUGAACUACUGAUAAACUC
Cuscuta campestris is the source of this 2138-nucleotide messenger RNA. NCBI's taxonomy places the organism in Eukaryota, Viridiplantae, Streptophyta, Magnoliopsida, Solanales, Convolvulaceae. The record is from the annotation of a GenBank genome assembly.